UGCGCACGCAUGAUACACGAAGAAGGCGACACCGCAGGGCGAUACAAGAAGAGAAAGGAAAAGUGAUGAUCGCAAGUGGAAUCGAAUUCUCAUCGCUUUCAUCAACAUUGUCCGCCUCGGUCACUUCCAUUUUCGCGCCCUCCAAGAAAAUGUCAAUCGCUGUCGUCUGCUAUCAUCAUUCGGCGUUCGCGGCAGUUUAAACUACCGGACUUUUAAAUCCACAGAUCGACACAGAAGUGUAUUUCUUAAUUCACCGUCGAUUUGAAGGAAGCAUUAUCUUUAUAUCCAAUGUAUUUCAUCGGCAAGACGUUGUGAUUUUAUUCAAUUUCAAUCUUAACCUGAGGAUAUUCAGUGCUCCCGAGACCGUGAAUAUUAUCUUGAUAUUGGACAGUCAUACUUGAUAAUUGUUACCUCACCGAUUUGUGCUGGUUAUAACUCGCCGCCACUGUUUAGUCUAUUGCGGUUUGGUGGAGGGGGAGCAGCCGAAACUCGUCCGGAGGAGGAGAUUGACUGUCCCAUAUAGCUUACCAGCUGGUUUCAGUAGCUGAAGGACGAUAAAAAAAUGUACUGUUACCAGUGCUCCACCAUACACCACGCCGGCAGUCCGGCCGCUGCGGCCCAUCUAUCAAACGGCGGUGUUUGUCCACAUGCAUGCGACGAUUCUCCAUAUUCGGAACUUUCAUACGGAGGUGACUUGGAUGAGACGUUUGCGAGAAGGAAGCAGCGAAGAAACAGGACAACAUUUACUGUUCAACAGUUAGAGGAACUGGAAUCUGCCUUUGCCAAGACUCACUAUCCAGACGUGUUCACACGAGAAGACCUUGCACUAAGGAUCAACCUCACUGAGGCCCGUGUACAGGUAUGGUUUCAGAACAGACGAGCUAAAUGGCGAAAAGCAGAGAGAACUAAACAAGAAAGGGGACCAUCGUCAACGUCAAGCCCAGAAAACGAAGACAGAUUAUCGUCGAGUGAGGGCGCUGUUGGACAAUCAAGAGAGGAGCUAAACAUGAGCCCUGGGGAACCCUCUGAAGAAAGACGAAGAGAUAAAAUGACAGUUGAUGGAGAGAAGUCGGAUUCACAAAACGACGAUGGAUCCCCGUUGCACAGCUUGGAUAGAGCGCCAUCUAGCGGUCGUUUGAUGCCUCCUACUUUUGCAAACCCAUCCGCGAGCACAAUGUUGAACCCGUUUUAUCAUCCGGGAGGUGCUGCUCGCUUGCUACUUGCUUCACAACCAUACGAAAGUCUGAGAGGACACGGCUCUUCGGCACGGUUCCCGUCUCUUAUCUCGCCCUCAUACGCCUCGCAGCUCAUGUCAUUCGCCUCAGCCAGAAAAGAGCCGGUGCCCACAUCAGGAGGAAGCUACGGAGGAUUCAACGUUCCCUCUCUCAGAGGCCCCCUCGAUUCAUCAUCAGCCAUCUUGAGAGAGCACGAAAAACGCACACUCAGUCUAGCUGCUCUGCGCAUGCGCGCCAAAGAGUACUCCAACGCCAUGGCGGAAGCUGCUGGUCUGAUGACGUCAUACAAGAUGGCGCCGCCCCAUCCUGCCAUUCUCUUGGGCGCCAACGCGGCCCCGAGACCGACUUCGUCGCAUGUUCCGUGUUCGUUCGGAUGUUAACGUGUCAUUGAAACCUCAUGUUCAUCACCAUAAGGGGCUUUUGGCACCAGUGUGUGAGUGUGAGUACCAGUCAAUCACGCCGGUGAUCACUGUUUGGUCUACAACUCAUACUAGGAACAGAACAGAAUGACAACGAUGUCGACUCAUUACAGAAGCAGAAGCUUUAGACUUUCAACGACUACACUGAAUAUAAAGAUGUAGUCCAACAACUCGGUGAUUCACCGUACUCCGCCAAAGACAUGGUUAUUUCCUUAUUCAAACCCUGCUCGACCUCUAAGAAUCGCGUAGCAAUCACAAGGCGGUUUGAUGUAAAAAGGAGAUAUCACAUUAACGGGAUUAAGAAGUGACAUGGCGGUACUUUAGUCGGUUUGGGGGAUAAAGAAUGGAUGUGGGUAGUGGUAUACUACCGCGUCUUUUCGCGGUAGCGUCGGUAAACCCUCGUCGAUCCCAGUUUCAUGGCGUUUUGGAAUUCGCCAUAAACCCUGAAGCUUAAUCAGCUUUGUUCCUCAUUCCAAAUUGAUUGCAUAGGAAGGCUAUGCCCAUCUAUCUGACAUGAUAGGCCAAAAUAUUCAUUAGACGAAUCGAGAGAAAAGGUGGACAAAUUGCCGAUUAGACUUUCUGGUUACUUUGGUUACUAAUCGAUUUGAUCUCAUCGCCAUUUGAUUUUAUCAUUCAUAACCCUGUCUUAUCCCUACUUAUUUCUUUAAAUAUUGAUCAAUUAUUGGUCUACCCUGUUUUCCCAUUUUUUUUUAAUUGAUGAUCUGGGCCAUUAUUUAAGGAAGCUUAACGGCGUGACGAGAUGACGAGAAUGCAAGAGAAGUUAUUUUGUCAAAUCGGCCUGAAUCAGUUGUAUACAAACUUGGCGUGAUCGGGGAUACUUAGCUUAAUUGCCAAGUGGAAUUACUAACCAUUAAUAGUUUUGCCAUGUUGACAUACGUUUUGAAAACUCGACUAAGCAAGAUGAAAUAUCUCGUCAGGUCAAUGGCAUAUGAAAAGCUUUCGUAAUCAUUAGUUCAUCUAUCGAGAUUUGACGGAGGUAUUCUUAUGUCUGGUUAAACUAAUCAGGUAAUUUAAUAAUGGUUUAAUUGGAACUUGCCAUAAACAGUAUCGUUGUCUUUAGACGAACUGGGUUUGGACAUAAUAUGGUGAAACCAAAUGUCGAAUCAAUUUAUUCAUAUCUAUACACAAUCAUAGACCUAUAAAAUAUGCAUUUUUACACUUUUACUUAAAUCUGGAGCAGAUGGCAUAUAAAAGUCUCCAUUUUUAUAUCUAUAACUCAUUAAUGAAUCAAUUUCAAUUUAAAAAACCGAGAUACACAGUAAAAAAAACCCAGCAAAUUAUUUAAGUCUGUCACUCUAUAACAUCAAGUUUUUGUUUUUUUGAAAUAUUGACUAAACCUUUAGACAACUUGUUUAAAACUUGUCUAGUUGUUAGAGUGAUGGACUCAAACAACAUGGUUACAUUUUUUAACCAUUUUUACUUUGUAGAGGCUUGUGAAUGUCAGGCGCAGGCCGAAAAAUAAUAUUGCUCUUCCCGUUGACUAAAAGUUACUCCAAUUCGGUAAACGAUAGCUUCUUUUCUUUUAUUAAUGAAUCUUUUUCAGGUAGUUUUAAAGAAAUCUCAGUCCUCUUAUUUGUAUAAUCAUGGAUCCGCCUCCGAUACUUGUGAUUAUUUAUUAAAAGUAUAAGAAAAACUGGGGUAAUAUUCAACUGACGAUUGACCUUAUAUUAAAUUGAUUUUCACCCCUUUCACUAAAUCGCUGAUCCGAACCGGCCCCCCUCCCCCGGCUAAGUCGUAA
Molecule: messenger RNA, 3413 nt
Organism: Lytechinus variegatus (green sea urchin)
Lineage: Eukaryota; Metazoa; Echinodermata; Echinoidea; Temnopleuroida; Toxopneustidae
Product: dorsal root ganglia homeobox protein-like
Exons: 8
Coding region: 563-1615 (350 amino acids)
Biological process (GO): regulation of transcription by RNA polymerase II
Molecular function (GO): DNA-binding transcription factor activity, RNA polymerase II-specific; RNA polymerase II transcription regulatory region sequence-specific DNA binding
Source: RefSeq, a predicted model, not a curated record